This is a messenger RNA of Xiphophorus couchianus (Monterrey platyfish), 4941 nucleotides long. RefSeq names its product NACHT, LRR and PYD domains-containing protein 3-like. The record is from RefSeq and is a predicted model, not a curated record. Gene Ontology annotation, molecular function: protein binding. The transcript is spliced from 12 exons. Lineage: Eukaryota; Metazoa; Chordata; Actinopteri; Cyprinodontiformes; Poeciliidae. The coding region runs from base 24 to 3782 and encodes 1252 amino acids.
ACAGCAGAGCAGCAGCCUGUCUGAUGGAUCUGCUGGGGACGGUUCUGCUGCUGGUUCUGGUGGGAUCAGAGGCCCAGAACCUGAAGAAUGUUACUGUAGAACUGGGUCAGGAUGUGACUUUAACCUGCUCUGUUAACCAUACUGAGGUCUACUGGUUCAUGGAGGAUCGGAACCAGACCAGAGUCAGAAUCGGACCGCUCUUCUCUCCAGGAGUCUCCAGCUACGACCAUCAGACCAAAUAUCUGACGGACAGGAACCGGCUGGUGAUCAGAAGCGUCUCUGCUGAGGACAGCAGGCUGGUCUCCUGCAGGACAAAGGAGGACGAUGAGGUGGAAACCUUCAGUCUUCUUCUACCAGAUGUCCCCGGCCCUCUGUCCUCCCGUCCUCCUGUCCUGAUGAAAGUCUACAACACUCAACCUGAUUGGGUGUUAACCAUCAAACUCAUAGCGUGGAUCCUUGGUAUCCCGGCUGCUGUAGCAGCUUGUCAUCGCUGUUGUAAGAAGAAGAAGGUCGAGGAUGAAGCUGAAGUCGUCUCCUGCUGUCCUCUGUCUCUGUCCGACAGGUCCAGGUGUUUGGCUGGGCCUACUUCCUGCUGCUCGUCUCCCAGGAGCGCUGCGUCCAUGGAGCCGCCGCUGCAGUUCCCUGGAAAACAUAGAAACUUUCCCACGGACACCUGCUUAUCCAUCGCUGCGUCCAUGGAGCCGCCGCUCCAGUUUUCUCUCAACAGAGUGGACCAGCAGAGCUCAAAGGUUCCCACUGAUCCGUCUGUCCAGCAGCACCAAACACAGCUGGACUCCAUAUUUAUGCUGCUGGAGGAAAACAUUGUCACUUUUGUGAAGAACGAGCUGAAGAACAUCCAGAAGGUUCUGAGUCCAGAUGAUCCAGGAUCCUCAGAGGGUCAGAGUGAGGAUGAGGAGGUGAUGGGGGCUGAGGAUGAAGAGCAGAGGAGGAGCAGCAGGGAGGCAGUGAUGAAGAUCACCCUGAACUUCCUGAGGAAGAUGAAGCAGGAGGAGCUGGCUGAGUGUCUGCAGAGCAAACUGGUUCCUUCACCUUGUCAACAAAAACUUAAAUCCUCCCUGAAGACAAAGUUCCAGUGUGUGUUUGAGGGAAUCGCUAAAGCAGGAAGUCCAACCCUGCUGAACCAGAUUUACACUGAGCUCUACAUCACAGAGGGAGGAACUGGAGAGGUCAACCAGGAACAUGAGGUCAGACAGAUUGAAACAGCUUCUAGAUCAACAGAUAGGCCAGAAACAACCAUCAGACGAGAAGACAUCUUUUUAGUCCAACCUGGAGGAGAUCAACCAAUCAGAACAGUGAUGACUAAAGGAGCAGCUGGCAUUGGGAAAACAGUCUUAACACAGAAGUUCACUCUGGACUGGGCUGAAGACAAAACCAACCAGAACAUCCAGUUCAUAUUUCCAUUCACCUUCAGAGAACUGAAUGUGCUGAGAGAGAAAAAGUUCAGCUUGGUGGAACUGAUUCAUCACUUCUUUCCUGAAACCAAAGGAAUCUUUAGCUUUGAACAGUUCCAGGUUCUGUUCAUCUUUGAUGGUCUGGAUGAGAGUCGACUUGGUCUGGACUUCAACAACAAUCCGAUCCUGACUGAUGUUACAGAGUCCAGCUCAGUGGAUGUUCUGCUGACAAACCUCAUCAGGGGGAAACUGCUUCCCUCUGCUCUCCUCUGGAUAACCACACGACCUGCAGCAGCCAAUCAGAUCCCUGCUCAGUGUGUUGGCAUGGUGACAGAGGUCAGAGGGUUCACUGACCCCCAGAAGGAGGAGUACUUCAGGAAGAGAUUCAGGGAUAAGACUCAAACCAAGAUGAUCAUCUCCCACAUCAAGACUUCACGAAGUCUCCACAUCAUGUGUCACAUCCCAGUUUUCUGCUGGAUCACUGCUACAGUUCUGGAGGAUGUGAUGAAGACCAGAGAGGGAGGAGAGCUGCCCAAGACCCUGACUGAGAUGUACAUCCACUUCCUGGUGGUUCAGACCAAAGUGAUGAAGGUCAAGUAUGAUGGAGGAUCAGAAACAGAUCCACACUGGAGUCCAGACAACAAGAAGAUGAUUGAGUCUCUGGGAAAACUGGCUUUUGAUCAGCUGCAGAAAGGAAACCUGAUCUUCUAUGAAUCAGACCUGACAGAGUGUGGCAUCGAUAUCAGAGCAGCCUCAGUGUACUCAGGAGUGUUCACACAGAUGUUUAAAGAAGAGAGAGGGCUGUACCAGGACAAGGUGUUCUGCUUCGUCCAUCUGAGUGUUCAGGAGUUUCUGGCUGCUCUUCAUGUUCAUCUGACCUUCAUCAACUAUGGAGUGAAUCUCUUAAACAUAGAAGAAAUAAACUCCAAGCAGUCAAGAACAAAAACAAAUGAAUCAAAAUCCUUCUACCAGAGAGCAGUAGAUGGGUGUUUAAGAAGUCCAAAUGGACACCUGGACCUGGUCCUCCGCUUCCUCCUGGGUCUUUCACUGCAGACCAAUCAGAGACUCCUGCAAGGUCUCCUGACACAGACAAGAAGUAGCUCACAGACCAAUGAGGAAACAAUUCAGUACAUAAAGCAGAAAAUCAGUGACAGUCAGUCUGUAGAGAAGAGUAUCAACCUGUUCUACUGUCUGAAUGAGCUGAACGAUCGUUCUCUAGUGGAGGAGAUUCAACGGUCUCUGAGUUCAGGACGUCUCUCCACAGAUAAACUGUCUCCUGCUCAGUGGUCAGCUCUGGUCUUCAUCUUACUGUCAUCAGAAAAAGAUCUGGAUGAGUUUGACCUGAAGAAAUACUGGGCUUCAGAAGAGGCUCUUCUCAGGCUGUUGCCUGUGGUCAAAGCUUCCAAGAAAGUUAUACUAAGUGGCUGUAACCUGUCAGAUAGAAGCUGUGAAGCUCUGUCCUUGGUUCUUGGCUCCCCAACCUGUAAUCUGAGAGAGCUGGACCUGAGCACCAACAACCUGAGGGAUGCAGGAGUGAAGCAGCUGUGUGCUGGACUGGGGAGUCCAUUCUGUCAACUGGAAACGCUAAGUCUCUCCGGCUGUCUGAUCACAGAGGAAGGUUGUGCUUCUCUGGCCUCAGCCCUGAACUCCAGCGCCGUCCAUCUCAAAGAGCUGGACCUGAGCUACAACCAUCUGGGAAUGAAGAUGCGCUCUUUUGGACGGGAUGGUCCAAAUGGGAGACUGGAAACUCUGAGGGUGGAGCCUGCUGGAGUCCGAUGGUUGACACCAGGUCUGCAGAAGUACUCCUGUCCACUCAUCAUCGACACAAACACAGUGAGCAGAGAGCUCAAACUGUCUGAGGACAACAGGAAGGUGACCCGUCUUAAGGAGGACCAGUCAUAUCCUGACCAUCCAGACAGAUUUGAUAACUGCCCUCAGCUGCUGUGUACAACUGGUCUGACUGGUCGCUGUUACUGGGAGGUGGAGUGGAAGGGGGAGGUUCGCAUUUCAGUGAGUUACAGAAGAAUCCAAAGGAAAGGAAACGUUGACGACAUUGUGUUUGGGAGGAACGAUCAGUCCUGGAGUUUGGACUGCGCCGACAUCGGCCGUUACUCCGUCUGGCACAAUAAGACGGGAACCUCCAUCUCCUCCUCGUCCUCCUCCUGCUCCUCCUCUCCCGUCUCUCACAGAGUAGCGGUGUAUGUGGACCGUCCCGCUGGCACUCUGUCCUUCUUCAGAGUCUCCUCUGACUCCCUGCUCCACCUCCACACCAUCAACACCACCUUCACUCAGACUCUUUACCCCGGGUUUUCAUUCAGGUCGUUUGGUUCCUCCAUACGUCUUCCUGAAGACUCUGGUCUCUCUCUGUAACAUCCUCCAUUCGCCCUCCUGUUAUUUAUUCAGCUCCAUUAUAAAUGAGUAGAACUGGUGCCUCAUGUUAUGUCAUACUGUGAACAGUUUCCAGUUUACUGUGAUGGACCGCUCCGUGUCCUUUCAGUUUGUAAGGAUCGACUCGACUGCAGAUGUUUUGACUCGACGUUUUGUGAAUAACUGCCCAGGUUGGACUUGCUGUGUUGAACAGGAAUUAAUCCUUCUGAACAUCUUGUGUUGUUACAUAUGAAUUUGCUUUUGUUUGCUAGUCAGUGUUACUGUUUUAGAUCAGAGCUUACAGUUACUGUAGAGUUGAGGAGAUAAUCCAAGUAGCUUCACUAGUCAGUGGUUUCCUAACCCUCACCUGUUUAGCAUCUGAGUUUUUUCAGUUGUGCAGGAAUUAUCCAAAGAGAAACUGUUAGCUUUAAGUCCAGACUGAUGCAGAGCCGUGUGACAAAGUUACAACAGAUUCUACUUUUGCUGGAUGCUGCAGCAACAAUGAAGUCCAUCCAGACUUGCUGGACUGUCAGUCAACACUCCUGAGGAGUUGAGGAGACAUGAAAUCAUUGCUGGACUUCAGGUGAGGUACUGCUCACCUGAAACAACGGCCUCUGCUGCACUGGUGCUGCAUCCAGCAGAGACCACAGCUCACCUAGAAAGAGUUUAAAACGUCAUUACAGAUAAUUAUAUACGAUACCAGCAGAUGAAACGCAGCAAUACUGUCAAAACUGAAUUACCAAAUACAUAAAGUUUUCUCCUGCAUCUUAUGAACCUUGAGCUGCUUUUAGCCUCUAUUUUGCCGAAGCCAAGAGUUUUGAACCGAGGCUCCAGAAAUGUGGUUAUUGUCGUGUUACUUAAUGUCACUGUAAAGAAGGAGUCAGUCUUUCUUUAACAUUUUGAAUCUAGUGUGUGUAAAUGAGUCUUUGUCUGUGAAAUGUUUGCUACCUGUGGGUGUGUCCUCUGCAGCAGCCAUCUUGGGAUUCUGCUAAAGAGGAGGCCCGGCCCAAACACAGCGCUUUUCUAGAGAGCUGCAGUUUGAUUGGCCAGGAGAACCUGAGAAGGUUUAACUAGUUUACAGAUGGAAGGAAGGGCAGCCAUUUUGAAAACUGCUCUGGUGAAAGUGACUCAAUAAAUAAACUUUGUUGUUAGAACAGCCAAA